CGAUGACGCGGCGCGCCAAGGGGCGACGCAUGGAGCGCGUGCACGCCAAGCUGCGGCAGCAGGAGGAGAAGCUGCUGCGCGACCAGCAGCUGAGCUCUCGGCCCGCGUGGAUCCAGCUGCUGGCCGCCAUCGACGGCCCCGCACCGAGCAGCAGCAACAGCAGCAGUCUGCGUCUGUCGAGCGAGAGCCCUCCGAAGCCCCCGAUCGUGGACGAGCUGCAGUGGAAGAGCUCGCAGGUGCCCAUCGCGGCCUCGGGCGGCUUCCAGCUGCCCAUCAAGCUGGACGCGCGCAAGGGAGAGCUGCACUACUCGUUCUCCACGAGGGACUACGACGUCAACUUCGGCGUGCAGAUGAUCUGCGCGGACGGGAGCCUCAUCGAGCUGCUGGACUCGCGGCGCUACGAGAGCCAGAAGCAGCAGGUGCAGGGCCAGCUCAGCCUCUCGGGCCCGGGUAUGGUGCUGCUGCUCUGGGACAACUCGUUCUCGUGGCUCAACUCCAAGCAGCUCGCGUACCACGUGGAGCUCAAGCAGGAGACGCUGCCCGUGUCCGAGGCGGAGAAGACCCAGCUGGCGCUCAAGGCCAGGCUCGAGCGCGAGCAGAGGCUGCUGCAGCGCGAAGGAGAGUACGACGGCCUCGAGACGCAGGUGCAGACGGAGACGCAGACGAUCGACUUCCUGCGCCACCAGAUCGAGGAGCUGCAGACGCAGCUGAGGCAGCACGAGGAGGCCAAAGAGAGCGUCAACAGGAAGAAGGACCAAGUCGGCGAACAGAUUGAAGAGCUCUGCUGGGAGCUGCAAGCAUUGAGCUGGAGGUGCUUAGAUCAAGCAGCACUGCAUCGGAUUCUUGACUUCCUGGGUGAGAAGGAUGUGGUCGCAUGGUCACUGACAAGCAAACGGUGGUAUCAGUAUGGACGCGCUUAUCGAGCCAGCAAACUCGAGAAUGCCAAGUCGAAUGCGCAGGCCGCUGCGUGA
Messenger RNA from Phytophthora sojae, 971 nucleotides. RefSeq lists its product as hypothetical. The annotation marks the transcript as partial. The record is from RefSeq and is a predicted model, not a curated record. Lineage: Eukaryota; Oomycota; Peronosporomycetes; Peronosporales; Peronosporaceae. Gene Ontology annotation, molecular function: protein binding. The transcript has 3 exons. Gene Ontology annotation, cellular component: cytoplasm.